AUGUCGAACACCAUCCAAUUCAAAGGCUACGCUCUCACUGGCAAGUAUCCGAGAAAAUGGUCCGACCUACAAGUCCUCUCCUACCAGCCCAAGACUUUCCAGCCGGACGAUGUCGAGAUCGCCAUCACGCACUGCGGUGUCUGCGGAUCCGACGUCCAUACCCUCACCCAGGGUUGGGGAAAAAGCAAGCUACCCCUUGUCGUCGGCCACGAGAUUGUCGGGAAGGUUGUCCGCGUUGGAGACAAUGUCAAGGACAUCAAGGCAGGAGAUCGUGUCGGGGUCGGAGCGCAGAUCGGGAGCUGCAUGCAUUGCAAAUCGUGCGAGUCGGAUUAUGAGAACUAUUGCCCGAAGGGCAUCCCAACAUAUAACGGCGAGUAUCCCGAUGGCGUCAUCAGCCAGGGGGGGUACUCUACUGCUAUACGCGCACACCAACAGUUUGUCUUCCCUAUUCCCCACGAAAUUGAGUCUCGACACGCAGCGUCUAUGAUGUGUGCGGGUUUGACCGUGUACUCCCCGCUGAAGACCCAUGGCGCUGGUCCAGGGAAGAAGGUCGGCGUGGUUGGCAUUGGGGGCCUCGGGCACUACGCAGUUCUCUGGGCGAAGGCCAUGGGGGCGGAAGUGUAUGCAUUCACGCACGACAGUAGCAAGAUGGACGAUAUCAAGAAGAUGGGUGCUGACCAUAUCGACUUCCACAAACCACUCUCCCGUGCCUUAGAUCUCAUCAUUUCGACGCGAGACGUGUUCGACCAGAAUAUGUCCCUGGACACUUAUCUAUCCAUGCUGUUUGUGCACGGCAAAUUCGUGACUGUCGGACUUCCGGAUGCAAAUAAUGUUUUGCCAGAGACUCAUGCCUUCAGCUUUGUGCCGAGUGGAUGCUUCCUUGGGGGCAGCGCAAUAGGAAGCAAGAAGGAAUGUCUCGAGAUGCUCGAUUUAGCCAGGUCGAAAAAGAUCAAGCCAUGGAUCGAAGAGAUGCCGAUGUGCGAUGUCAAGAAGGCCCUUGAGGGUGUGAAGCAGAACAAAGUUCGCUAUCGGUACAUCUUGACACAAGACAUCGAGAAUAAGUAG
Molecule: messenger RNA, 1065 nt
Organism: Fibroporia radiculosa
Lineage: Eukaryota; Fungi; Basidiomycota; Agaricomycetes; Polyporales; Fibroporiaceae
Exons: 4
Coding region: 1-1065 (354 amino acids)
Biological process (GO): alcohol metabolic process
Molecular function (GO): zinc ion binding; alcohol dehydrogenase (NADP+) activity
Source: RefSeq, a predicted model, not a curated record